Molecule: messenger RNA, 1797 nt
Organism: Solanum verrucosum
Lineage: Eukaryota; Viridiplantae; Streptophyta; Magnoliopsida; Solanales; Solanaceae
Product: probable serine/threonine-protein kinase At1g54610
Exons: 3
Coding region: 1-1797 (598 amino acids)
Biological process (GO): positive regulation of transcription elongation by RNA polymerase II; protein phosphorylation
Cellular component (GO): cyclin-dependent protein kinase holoenzyme complex; nucleus
Molecular function (GO): ATP binding; RNA polymerase II CTD heptapeptide repeat kinase activity; cyclin-dependent protein serine/threonine kinase activity
Source: RefSeq, a predicted model, not a curated record
AUGGGUUCCAGUCAUGGAAAAUUUUCAAGUAACAGAGAUGAAUCAGUUAAAGCAAGCCUCAUCACCAAAUCAGGACUCAACAGAGAAGUAGCAAAAGGCAUUGAAGACCAGAAGGAAGAAAACAGUAGUACCAUGAGAAAAAGACUGAAUCCAAGACUCAGCAGAGGAGUACCAAAAGGCUUAGAAAGUGAACUAGUUGCUGCUGGAUGGCCUAAAUGGCUUGUUGAUGUAGCUAGUGAAGCUUUAAUUGGAUGGCUUCCAAGAACACCUGAUACUUUCGAGAAGAUACAUAAGAUUGGCCAAGGAAGUUACAGUAAUGUCUACAAAGCUCGCGAUUGUUUGCUCAAUAAGAUUGUUGUCUUGAAAAAGGUUUGUGCUGACAAUCUUGAUCCCGGCAGCUUCAAGUUUAUGGCGAGAGAGAUUGUCUUAUUGCGAAGGCUCGGUGAUCACCCGAAUGUUAUCAAGCUGGAAGGUGUAGUCCCCUCUAAAAUGGCGUGCAGCCUUGUUUUUGAUUGCAUGGAAUAUGAUCUCAAGGGAAUUCAAGAACAGAAAGGUGUCAAGUUAUCUGAACCUGAGAUCAAAUGUUACAUGAACCAGCUGCUUAAAGGGCUUGAUCACUGCCAUAGCCGUGGUAUCUUGCAUCGAGAUGUAAAGACUUCUAACCUGUUAGUUAAUAAAGAUGGUAUCUUGAAAAUUGCAGAUUUUGGGCUGUCAACAUUUUUUGAUCCAGAACAAAGCAUUCCCUUAACUAACAUUAUUGGGACUCUCUGGUAUCGGCCACCAGAGCUUUUGCUUGGAUUAAAUCAUUAUGGAGUUGGAGUUGAUUUAUGGGGUGUUGGUUGUGUACUUGGUGAACUAUUUACUGGCAAGCCUAUUAUGCCUGGUAAAACUGAAUUUGAGCAAUUGUAUUAUAUCUUCAAGCUUUGUGGUUCUCCAUCUGAUGAAUGUUGGCUAAAAUCUGACUUACCUAAUGCAUCAAUUUUAAAGCCGCAAAUGCCUUAUAGACGACAAAUUCAAGCAACCUUUCAUGAUCUUCCUGCUGCUGCUGUAGGACUGAUGGACACUUUACUUUCCAUAGAACCUGAAUAUCGAGGAACUGCAGCUCUUGCUCUUCAGGGUGAGUUCUUCACAUCAGAACCAUUUGCUUGUGAUCCUUUAAGUUUGCCACGAUGCCCUCCCAGAAAUGAGAUGGAUGCUAAAGAAACCAAGAUGAUUAGGGAAUUUAAUGCAGGAUUACAGCGAUCAGUAGACAGAAGACGACUCAGGAAUAGGCUUGAAAAAACAAAUGAAAAAGUCUCAGGAGGUGUUCUAAAUGAAGCAACAGAUUCUUAUACUCAGAGGUCUGCUACUACCCAUCAAAGUGAUAAUCAGAGAGAUUUACUCAGAGAGUGUAAUGACAUGAUCCUCAAAGCUGUUACAUGUGGGAGGCUAGAGAAGGGAUUAAUAGCUAAAGUGAAUGUCCAUGACUCAAAUGGAAAGAAGAGUCAUUCUGUAGGUCCAUCAACCAAUAUGCAGGGAUUACCAAGAAAGCACUGGACUAUGUUUGACACGGAAAAAAAGGCAGAAGGGGAAGGAAAUAACUCCAAGCUAGAGAAGAACCAACUUAUUGAACAAUUGUUGCCUCCUGCAGAAUCAGAUGGCCUUAACUUCCUGGAAGACAACCAUUAUUGUGGUCCACUUUCAUCUACAUCAAAACCAAUUGAUGUGGAUCGAAUACUUAGAGAGCAUGACCGACAGAUCCAAGAAUCUGUAGAACGUGCCAAGCAACAGAAAAAACUAGGUAAAGCUCAGUUUUGA